Messenger RNA from Schistocerca nitens (vagrant locust), 431 nucleotides. It is a transcript of the gene ND-B8, whose product is annotated as NADH dehydrogenase [ubiquinone] 1 alpha subcomplex subunit 2. Bases 62 to 343 code for a protein of 93 amino acids. The record is from RefSeq and is a predicted model, not a curated record. NCBI's taxonomy places the organism in Eukaryota, Metazoa, Arthropoda, Insecta, Orthoptera, Acrididae. The transcript is spliced from 3 exons.
CUCUGGUAGUAGGAUACUAGAGAGUACAGACGCCGAUGUGUGUGUUCUGCUAGAACUGAUCAUGGCAAGCAGAGCAAUAAAAUUUGGCUCACAUUUAAAAGAGCUAAGAGUUCACUUGUGCCAAACUUCAAAUGCAAGCAAGGGCGUUAGGGAUUUUGUCGAAAAUUAUUACGUUGGACUAAAGAACAGUAAUCCAAAAUUCCCAAUCCUCAUAAGGGAAUGUAGCGGUGUUCAACCUAGAUUGUAUGCGAGAUAUGAAUUUGGAAAAGAAAGCUGUGUUUCAUUAACAAAUCUUAAAGCAGAAGAUAUAAUCAAACAAAUUGAACAGCUAGCCCAGAAAUAGACAUCUAAGAUGAAAAGAUUUGUUGUAAUAUUUGUAGAUGAUUAUUAAUUUUUUUAAAGAAUAGAUAUUAAAGUAUAACCUGUACAUA